This is a messenger RNA of Bipolaris oryzae ATCC 44560, 2058 nucleotides long. RefSeq lists its product as uncharacterized. Lineage: Eukaryota; Fungi; Ascomycota; Dothideomycetes; Pleosporales; Pleosporaceae. Bases 1 to 2058 code for a protein of 685 amino acids. The record is from RefSeq and is a predicted model, not a curated record. The transcript has 2 exons.
AUGCAGCCUACAGGCGAAUUUCGUUCUUACGAGCUAGGAGAAGCCAGUGAGACUGCGAGAGCUGAAGAAUCAAGCGGUUUCUUCUUGAACGUGGAGAUGCAAGAUUCGGUGGCUGAAUCAAACGGUGCUGCAGCCUGGGGUCAAGAGCGCAGAGAGACAGUUAUGGGUGAACAGCAGCGACUUGAUGGGCUCGGCAAUGGUGGUGACCAGGAUAAUGCAAACUCAUUGGACGGUGCUGCUAUCGAAUUGGAGCCUAGGCGCUCGACAAACGAUCUCGAGCGCAUGGAUGUGAAUGAUGGGGGGAUUCAUUCAUCGACUCUUCCGAACGUGACUGCGCCUGAGAAAGAGCCGGUUCAGGGCCCUAUAGAGAAGAUGCAACUCGGAUUCGAAGGACAUGGACACGCCAAGUAUUCUGGUUUCGUCGAAGACAAGCAUGGGCAGGGUCAUCCGUCCUUGACUUCCAUCAAAGCAAUAGACUCUCGGCGUCAUGAAGAGACUGCCAAUCCAGGCUUCAAGGACCAAACGACAAUGGAUAUGGACGAGCUACAAGGUUACCAAACCCACAGCUUUGACUUUAUUCCACUCGAAUACUCCACUCCAGACAUCUCUACAUUGUUUGAGCCCUUCAGUACUCCUGCUUCAUACAACCCACGCUUCCAAAGCUACCCGCAACAACAGCCUUUUACCCAGCUCAACGAGUUCUCUUUCGACCCGAACUUUGAUCGUCAGCAGCAGCUCCAAGUACAAGUUGACAACAAGAAACGCCAGCUCGAGAAUGCAAAAAGAAUGUAUGAGCAGUAUCCACACCAGGGUCAACAAGCAAACAGUGACUUCAGCUUCUCUCAGAAUCAAGCAGAUGUUCCAGCUUCAAUUCUAACAGGACCAUUGAGCUACCAGCGAGCUCCUCAAAGCACAUAUCAAACUCUCCCGUUUGGAAACAGCAGCACAAACUAUCAGUCCCAGGGCCAGUCUGAGUUUUCAUACGGCCAAACGGCAUCAAAGCAGUCCCCUGCCUCGUACUCUGCGCAGAGCCACAAUUCAUCAAGCCAGGCAACCAAGUUCCACAGCCAGCCACAGGGUGUGCAGACCACACCAGAAGCUCCCGAGGAAGACACAAGAGAAGAGCCCUCAUCCGACGACGACGAACCCCUCCGAACCCGUCUAGCCCGCCACCCAUCCGCAGCCCCAUCUCCCCAUGCCCCCUCCCCCAUAAACUGGAAACUUCCCUCCUACGACAUCCACUUCUCCCCCUCCCCACCUCCCAAACUCAGCACUGCCUCUUCCUCUAGAGCCAAACCCACCAAAGACCCCUCCCUGCCCAUUGCGAAAAUCUCCCUACCAGGCUUAAUCCGCGAGCCCCUCGUCCUGUCCCCCGACCACGCCGCCCAAGAAUUAGCACUUCUUACGAAUAUCUUCUUACCGGGCCAGCAAGCGCUGUCGACACCCGACCCAGAGCCCGCGCUUGCGGUGCUGAAUUUCCACAGCAUUGCAAUGAUGGUUGUUGAAGCGUACGUGCAGUAUGAGAUUGGGGAUGAGAUGGGGCAGUCUGGUCCUUCCUCCUUCCCUAACCACUCCGCUUCUUCUUCUUCUUCUUCUUCCUCUGAUGACGACGACGACGAAGCCAAAGCAAAAGGUAAAGCCAAAGCAAAGAAAGAGGAGAAGGAGUACAUGCGCAUCCGCUGCGCCCGCACCGCAAACGUCGACGACAUCUUCUUCGCCGUCAUCGACCGGUGGCGCGCGGGCCUGGAAAGUAACAAGAAGUCGUUCAAGCUGAUACGUGGAAUACAGGAGUUUGUGGAUGUGGCGUUGGAUGUUAUUUUUUGGAUCAAGGAACACGGUUUGCUUCUUGAUGAAGAGGGAGGUGCAAAGGCAAAGGCAAAAGCAAACGACGACGUGAAGAAAGAAGAAGGCAUCUCGGUGCUAACGGCAAGGAAGAAAACAGCGCCCAAGGCCAAAGUUGAGAAGCCAAAGCCGAAGCCGAAGAAGAAUGAGGCGACGCCGAAGAAGAAGAGGAGGGUGCCUGUUACACCUGGUGUUACGGUUGUGAGGAAGAAGUGA